GCGAAGCCGGUGCCCCAUCAGCAUCGGCGUCAGCCACACGCAUUCGACUGACCGUUUCACACUCUCUUUCAUUUCAAAAUAGACUAACGGCGUCGCAAACUGCAAGCUUCGUUUAGGUCUCGGGUCUUGACUAGAGACUCUACAUUCCUCGGGCACAAUCAUCUGCGUAACGGGCUAUUACGGAUGUACUUUGAAAUCGGCAACAGUGCUCGAGGAGUUCGCUCGGCACCGCUUCAGUUCGGACCAGACCAGCCCUUUGCGUUGCCCAGCAUUUCGAUGUUGGUAGGCCCUGCUGCCAGUCAUCUUUGUUCCUUCCGUCUGGAAGGGAACACCCCUUCUCUACCGUGGAUCUCACUUGUUGGAGUGUUCGAGGGACCCAGGUCUGCCUGUGGGUGUAUCCAUAUCUCAUCCAGGCCUCCGCCAACUCAGGCUCUGGAAUUCUGCUUCCGCAGAGAUCGUCUUCCACCCAUCCCAAGUCUAUCACCCAGGGGGCCUGGACUGCUCCUGCGGCGCACGUCCUCUGCUAUACGACCCUGCCAACGACUAGCUCGUCACCGCCCUGAACCCCCCAAGCUAUCACGCCAAUUUUCGUCUGCCGCGAUGCUCUGGGAUAACCUCUACGGCAGCAUGCCCGCUCUACCCUCGCACGAAUCUGGACAACCCUCGUGGGAGAUCUUUCCAGCAUCAUACGGAGAGACCAUACGGAUACACGUCCGUCGCAACGGACGUGCGGUCCCAAGCAUCUGAUAGGGGCCGAUAUGAAGAAUAAUAGCCAAGCGGCGAGUGGAAUCCAUGGGGCAAAGCUUGCAGCUACGCUCAGUCACACAACUGACACGUCUACUCGUACCUGCCUCCAUCUUUCUGCGUCUCCCUCAUCACCAUAUGCAUGAAUACGGAACCCAGUCAAUUACUGAUUGGCCAAGGGGGUGAUUUCAUAUCAUCUUCUUGCAGGGUCGUUCAUGAGAUAUACAACACUCUCACCUGGGGGUGUCCCAGAUUUUGCCAAACCGAGGUUCGUUGCUUGAGUCUCCCUGCGAGACUGAGGCGAUAAUUACGAAAGCAGGCC
Molecule: messenger RNA, 1066 nt
Organism: Colletotrichum phormii
Lineage: Eukaryota; Fungi; Ascomycota; Sordariomycetes; Glomerellales; Glomerellaceae
Exons: 1
Coding region: 184-747 (187 amino acids)
Source: RefSeq, a predicted model, not a curated record